CCCCUGACCUCUUUCUUCUCUCCCUGUGACAGGUCUGUGAUGGCCAUGAGCAGCUUGGAGGGCAGUGCCACCGAGGCCGUUCAGAUCUGGACACCAGAGACUCUGAGCUGGUGCUAAGGACAUGGGACUCUCCCUCAGAGUUAGAGACAGGCUCAGCAGCACGAGACGUUACAGUGACAAACCAGCAGUGGUGCAGGACUGCUGCCCUCAGUCUCCUCACCCCCUGCAGGACGUCCCCACCACAGGCCCAGCAGCUCCCAGACCCCAGUAACAGCAGUGUGGUAUAGAGACUCUCUGUAAGCUGUGCGUCUGAUGAGGAUGUCUGAUCCUGCUACUGUGAAGGACAUCAGUAGGACUGAGAGCAUGAAGGUUUGUGAGGCUGGAGUGGAGCUGCAGGCAGCAGACUGGACCGACACCACAACAUUAGGAGCAGACAGCAGACGGAACGGUGUGAAGGACAAACCCAAACAGGCUGGGAGCCUGGUGCCGGAACACAAUGCCACCGGUCACCAAGACGGAAGCUGCUGUGACAACGAGAGGGAAACGUCACAGCAGUCUCCUGUAUCAGCUGGCCAGUUGGUGAGGGGCUCUAAGUCCAGGGUAAAGUUAGUACGGAGCCUGGCUGUCUGUGAAGAGUCCUCUCCUCCCUUUCUAACUGCACACCAGCUGACACCAGAUCCUCAGAUAUCCCAGUCCUUUGAUAAGGAGGAGCUGUCUGCCAAGGAGGAGAAAGAGAAGGUGGAGAAACCAGAGAAGAUGUCCCGGAAAAUGCUGUCAAGAGAUUCCAGCCAGGACUACACAGACUCUACUGGAAUAGACCUGCAUGAGUUCCUGGUCAACACUCUAAAGAACAACCCCAGAGACAGAAUGAUGCUGUUGAAGUUGGAGCAGGACAUUCUGGAUUUUAUCAGUAAUAAUGAAAGCCAGAAGAGGAAAUUCCCUCCCAUGACUUCGUACCAUAGAAUGCUGCUACAUCGAGUGGCUGCCUACUUCGGCAUGGAUCACAAUGUUGACCCCACUGGGAAGUCUGUCAUCAUCAACAAAACUAGCAAUACAAGAAUACCAGAUCAAAAAUUCUCCGAACACAUAAAAGACGACAAAACGGAUGAUUUCCAAAAACGCUACAUUCUCAAAAGAGACAACGCCAGCUUCGACCGGGAAGACGGCAUGAUACGAAUGCGCCUGAAAGACGACAGGAGAAGCAAAUCUAUCGAGGAGAGGGAGGAAGACUAUCAGAGAGCCAGGGACAGGAUAUUUGCACCAGAUGGAGAUAAUUUCCACCUAGAUGGAAGGUAA
Molecule: messenger RNA, 1296 nt
Organism: Oncorhynchus gorbuscha (pink salmon)
Lineage: Eukaryota; Metazoa; Chordata; Actinopteri; Salmoniformes; Salmonidae
Product: R3H domain-containing protein 1-like
Exons: 10
Coding region: 313-1296 (327 amino acids)
Molecular function (GO): nucleic acid binding
Source: RefSeq, a predicted model, not a curated record